AUCAGGAAGCGCUCCGCUCCCGUGACUCUCGAACUACCCUGGACUUUCCCUCGGUCUCAUAACAUAGAUUUCCUCGUUGCUUCCAUUUCGUUUAGUUCAUUUGUUUCUUCAUGCUGCUCCACACCUAGCGUCUCACUGCAUUUUUGCAAACAUGCUAUUAAUAAUGAAGCUUUGUGUCUUCCUUUCAGUCCAUGUAUUGACGACCUUCGCUGCUGACAAUAUGACAGCUGCCACUGUGUACUGGGACCCAGAACAAAAGCUUGUGGUACUAAAGGAGGGAGUGAUGGAGACUGAGGGCGAUGCAUAUGGGUACCUGAACGACACCCUCUCCAGUACAGGCUGGAGUGUCCUGGAGAUCCGUGCAGGAUAUGGAAAGACUCCUGAAACGGACGAGAUGACCUUCUUCCUGGCUGGGUACCUUGAGGGAUUCCUCACUGCCCAGCAGAUGAUGGACCACUACACCAACAUGUAUCCACAGCUGAUCACCGACCCGAAGAUCCUGGAUCCAGUUAAGACUUUCAUAGCGAAGCAGGACUCGUGGGUCAGAGAGCAGGUGAAGCUCAACAAAAGCUCUGAUCCUCUGUGGAAGCACAUGGGCUUCAUCAUUGCCCAGAUGGACGGCCUGCAAGCUGGAGUGGCAGACUGGGCCAAGAAGCAAGGAAAGAAGCCACUGUCGAUUUUUGAUGUCCAGUUCCUAAACAGCGUGGGAGACCUGCUGGAUCUGAUCCCAGCCUUGGUUCCCAGCUCCAACUCUCCGCUCAGAGACUUCAAACUCCCAGGGAUGGGGCACUGCUCAGCUCUCAUCAAGAUGCUUCCAGGCUAUGAGAACCUCCUGUUUGCCCAUUCCAGCUGGUACACCUACGCUGCCACCAUGCGCAUUUACAAACACUGGGAUUUUCACAUCUCUGAGGCCCACGCAGCCACUGGGAAACUAUCGUUCAGCAGCUACCCAGGUUUUCUUGUGUCUCUGGAUGAUUUCUACCUUUUGGGUAGUGGUUUGAUGAUGACCCAGACCACCAAUAACGUCUUUAAUUCCUCCCUAUUUGAUAAAAUCACUCCAAACAGCCUGUUGGCGUGGCAGAGGGUCAGACUGGCUCAUAGCUUGGCUCACACAGGAGAAGAAUGGGCCAAAAUCUUCUCAAAGUACAACUCUGGCACCUACAACAACCAGUACAUGGUGGUAGACAGGAGCAAAGUUAAGCUGGGUCACAGCAUUGAUGACGGUGCUCUGACCGUGGUGGAGCAGAUCCCUGGCUUGGUGGAAUACUCUGAUCAGACACAAGCUCUGCGCCGAGGUCACUGGCCGUCCUACAACAUUCCCUUCCACCAGAAAAUCUACACCCUGAGCGGAUAUGGGGAAAUGUGGAGGGAAUAUGGCGAGGACUUCUCCUACGAUCUGUGUCCCAGAGCCAAAAUCUUCCGGCGCGACCAGGCUGAUGUGAAGGAUCUGGACUCUUUGAAACACAUCAUGAGGUUCAAUGACUACAAGAAAGAUCCGUAUUCUGAGGGCAACCCCUGCAAAACCAUCUGUUGCCGUAAUGACCUGAAAUCAGAAAAACCUUCACCAGGAGGCUGCUAUGACACUAAAGUGACAGAUUUCAACAUGGCGGGUGACUUUGUGGCAGAGGCGGUAAAUGGGCCCACGACACAGGACGGACUCCCGCCGUUCUUCUGGGAUAAAUUCAGCAGCAUCAGCCACCAGGGCCUGCCGCAGUACUACAACUUCACGUUUGUCAGGAUGCAGCCUCGUUUGUUUGAGCCAUGAGCUGUGUGUGGAUGUGUGUGUGUGUUUGCAGAGAGACGAAGCAAGUCUUCUUCCCAGAGGCUUUUUGUGUGAUGAAUCCCCAGGGCCACAGGUACAAUCUGUAUACAGAACAUCUCUCCGAAUGAACGAAGCUUGUUCAACGUCCAAACAGCAUUUCAAUGUGCAUUUUUCUGUAAUUUUUGCUCUCACAGUAUAAGGAAUUAUCUAUUUACAGUCACAGGAGUAUGUUUCUUUUGGUGCCUUGAACACUGACAGCAACUUUAGUAAACAUGCCAAAUCAAUGCACUAUGUUAUCUUUUAAUCACUUGAAUGUAAACAGUGCAAUAGGUGCUGAUUCUCUCUGCUGAUGUGAUUUAUUCACUUUAAAUCUAUGCCAAUAAAGCAACAUCUCAGGUUUGUGUUUUUCUCUAA
Girardinichthys multiradiatus is the source of this 2176-nucleotide messenger RNA. Its product is annotated as phospholipase B-like 1. Gene Ontology annotation, biological process: phospholipid catabolic process. Gene Ontology annotation, molecular function: glycerophospholipase activity. The coding region runs from base 152 to 1765 and encodes 537 amino acids. Gene Ontology annotation, cellular component: extracellular region. NCBI's taxonomy places the organism in Eukaryota, Metazoa, Chordata, Actinopteri, Cyprinodontiformes, Goodeidae. The transcript has 11 exons. The record is from RefSeq and is a predicted model, not a curated record.